This is a messenger RNA of Dromiciops gliroides (monito del monte), 3156 nucleotides long. RefSeq names its product rabphilin 3A (gene RPH3A). Bases 531 to 2741 code for a protein of 736 amino acids. Gene Ontology annotation, molecular function: small GTPase binding. NCBI's taxonomy places the organism in Eukaryota, Metazoa, Chordata, Mammalia, Microbiotheria, Microbiotheriidae. The transcript is spliced from 26 exons. The record is from RefSeq and is a predicted model, not a curated record. Gene Ontology annotation, cellular component: membrane. Gene Ontology annotation, biological process: intracellular protein transport.
CGGCGAGGCAGGCGGCCGGCUAGAGCAGAAGCAAGAGGAGGAAGCCGCGGGCGGAGCCCAGCCAGGGAGCAGGCCUGUGUCAUGAAUGAGGUGACUUACAGAAGCACGUCCUGAAGUUCAUCCCUGAUAUUCUGACUUCCAAUAUUUUGUGCUCUAGGAUCCCUUGUAGCUCUCUGCGACCGUGCCUCAUAGUACAAAGCAGCUCUUCCGUGGCCAAAGGCCAUUUCAAAGGCCCUCUUCCCUUCAGUCUGAUUCAGAGAAAUUGGUCCUAGAGCCUCUGACGGGACAACCAGGGGCAGAAGCUCAGGAAGCAGCUCUUGGAGUAGACUGCUUCGGAGGGAGGGAGGAGAAGACGGCUUUAGCACUCUCAGUGCCUGGUGUAGAGAUAAAAUGCUGUCUCUGCAGACAGGAAGAUCUAAGUUCAAGUUCUGCCAGCAGGAUAUACUCACUGCAUAACCAUGGAUAAGUCACUUCUGGUCUUGAGAGAGAUCCCUGGGGCCCUGAGAAGUUAAAUCAAAGAAGAGACAUUGAUGAGCAUCAGUGCAUGGAGUUUCCACCUAUGGGAAAGAAAGCCCUGGCAUCUGGCUAUGACAGACACAGUGCUUAGCAAUAGUUCUGAUCGCUGGAUGUGCCCCAAUGACAGAUCCAUGGCCCUCCGCACAAGUGAAAAGGAACAACUCCCGACAGGAUGGUCCGUCCGCCCUGACCAGCCUGAGAGACCAAGAAAGAAUGAAGAGCUUACAGAUGAGGAGAAGGAGAUCAUCAACAGAGUGAUCGCUCGAGCUGAGAAAAUGGAAGAAAUGGAGCAGGAGCGCAUUGGGCGCCUGGUGGAUCGCUUGGAGAACAUGAGAAAGAAUGUGGCUGGAGAUGGGGUAAACCGCUGCAUUCUGUGUGGGGAACAGCUGGGAAUUCUGGGCUCUUCCUGUGUGGUGUGUGAGGACUGCAAGAAGAAUGUCUGCACCAAGUGUGGAGUGGAGACUUCCAACAGCCGCCCACAUUCCAUCUGGCUUUGCAAGAUUUGCAGCGAGCAAAGAGAGGUGUGGAAGCGUUCUGGAGCAUGGUUCUUCAAGGGCUUCCCCAAACAAGUGCUCCCUCAGCCCAUGCCAGUGAAGAAACCCAAGCCUCAGCAACCAGCCAGUGAGCCCAGCUCAUCAGAGCCACCCACCCUGGAGCCCAAGCACCAACCCCGAGCACCUGGCCGAGGCCCAGGAGAGGCUGGCCUCCCUGGAGAACAUGGUGAUGCAGAGGACAAGAGGGGCAUGGUCCAGAAAUCAGGUCCUGAGCCUGCACCUGCUCCCGGCAGGGGCGGUUACGCCCCCCCAGUGCGCCGGGCCUCAGAGAUUCGCAUGAGCUCCGGUGGAAGUGAUUACUCUGGCAGGGAUUCUGAAAGCCGGGACUAUGGCCCAGGUGGGGCUGCUGGAGGUGAUGCCAGUCGGAGUCCAGCAGGUUUGAGACGGGCCAACUCAGUUCAGGCCUCCAGACCCUCCCAAGUAUCCAGCCAAAGUGCCGCAGCUCAGCCAGGUGCCCCAGGGCCCCCAGGGGCUAGCAGACCGGGACCAAGUACAGCUGGCAGAUUUCCAGAUCAAAGACCAGCUCAGGGGGAUCUGGCCCAAGGAGAGCCUGCCUACCCCUCGGCAACGGCCACUCCACGGGAUGACCGAGCAGGGGAUGUGGGGGGUUAUCCUGUAGCUGGAACAGUAAGACGAGCAGGAGCCUACUCUCAGGCAGCCGCUGCACCCCAGCCUGCUGCCAUCCCAGCCCGGCAGCAGCAGCCGCCCCCAGAAGAGGAUGAAGAAGAGGCAAACAGCUAUGAUUCUGAUGAAGCAACUACCUUGGGAGCUUUGGAGUUCAGCCUUCUUUAUGAUCAGAACAACAGCUCCCUGCAGUGCACCAUUAUCAAGGCCAAGGGAUUAAAGCCGAUGGACUCCAAUGGCCUGGCUGAUCCCUAUGUUAAGCUGCACCUUCUGCCUGGCGCCAGCAAGUCCAACAAGUUACGGACAAAAACGUUGAGGAAUACCCGGAAUCCUAUCUGGAAUGAAACCUUGGUCUAUCAUGGCAUCACCGAUGAGGACAUGCAAAGGAAGACCCUGAGGAUUUCUGUCUGUGAUGAAGACAAGUUUGGCCACAAUGAGUUCAUUGGGGAAACCCGAUUCUCCCUGAAGAAACUGAAGCCUAAUCAGAAGAAGAAUUUCAACAUCUGUCUGGAGCGGGUCAUCCCUAUGAAGCGAGCUGGGACCACAGGAUCAGCAAGAGGCAUGGCACUCUAUGAAGAGGAGCAGGUGGAACGUGUGGGUGAUAUUGAGGAACGUGGCAAGAUCCUGGUGUCACUCAUGUAUAGCACCCAGCAAGGAGGCCUCAUUGUGGGUAUUGUGCGCUGUGUCCACCUGGCUGCGAUGGAUGCCAAUGGCUACUCUGAUCCCUUCGUCAAACUCUGGCUGAAACCAGACAUGGGGAAAAAGGCCAAACACAAGACACAGAUCAAAAAGAAGACUUUGAAUCCUGAGUUUAAUGAGGAGUUUUUCUAUGAUAUAAAACAUAGUGAUCUGGCCAAGAAAUCACUGGACAUCUCAGUCUGGGAUUAUGACAUUGGCAAGUCCAAUGAUUAUAUUGGGGGCUGUCAGCUUGGUAUCACUGCCAAGGGGGAGCGCUUGAAACAUUGGUACGAGUGUCUAAAGAAUAAGGACAAGAAGAUUGAACGCUGGCACAACCUCCAGAAUGAGAACCACGUCUCCAGUGAUUAAAGCGGGGGCCUAUGGGCCCCACCCUCCCACCCUGUCCAUUCCUCAGCUUUUCCCUCUGUCCCCCUGCACCGCCCCCCCCACCCCCGACAUUCCCCUGCCCCUAGAACUCCUCACUCUGGACCUGUCCUCAGCUUUUCCGGUCCGUCAGCCUGGCUGAGACAGUCUCUCCUGGGUUCCUCUGCCAUGUACACUGACCAGAAAGCUGUCUUGACCUUCCCUUCCUUACCUGAACAAACCUUUGAGGUCUCUUCCUCCCCUCUUAAAUAUGAGGGGACACAUACCCCGCCUUUUACUCUCUCUCUCUCUCUCUCACUCCUCUCUCUUCCAUUGUCUUUCUUUUUUUCUUUAUUACUGUUUCACUUUAAAUAUUUCUCUCUUAUUUUGUCCUUUCCAUCUCUUCCUCUCUUUACUUACU